AUCAGCCUCGAAUUUGUGAACCAGAUGCUUGAAUGGUUCAAGGAAGGCAAGGCGCUUCCGCGUAGAUAUGUAUGGGAGAUUGUCCUCGGCGCACAUUCGCACUUCGUACAAGAAGAAAGUCUUGUGAAGUUGAACCUAGAGGAUGGGAUGACCUGCGAUGUCAUCGGCGACGUACAUGGUCAAUUCUACGAUAUGCUCCAUCUCUACUCACUAACGGGACAACCGACGGAGAAGCACUGUGUUCUGAUGAACGGGGAUCUUGUGGAUCGUGGUUCAUGGUCAAUCGAGGUUAUCCUCACGGCCUUGGCCUAUAAAUGGCUAUACCCGAAGACCAUGUACAUUAACCGUGGAAACCACGAGACUAAGGAAAUGAACCGAACAUACGGCUUCGAAGGCGAGGCAAAGCACAAGCACGGCGAGCAAACAUACAAGCUUUUCGCGCAUGUCUUCACGACCAUGCCCCUUGCGACGUUGAUAUGCGCGACGAAGCCUCCAUCAGGAUUUGUUGGGAACGCGAUACUAUCGCCAGAAGGCAAAAAGCGCUACUUCGUCGUACACGGCGGUCUGUUCAGUAAAGACGGAGUUACACUCGACGAUAUCCGUAAGAUUGAGCGGAUAGGUCGUCAGCCGGGCCAGGAAGGACUCAUGUGCGAGUUACUGUGGACGGACCCACAAGACACGCCUGGAAGAGGGCCUAGCAAGCGGGGUGUUGGAAUUGCAUUCGGCCCAGACGUGACGAAGCGUUGGUGUGAAGCUAACGGCGUCACUGGCGUCAUUCGCAGUCAUGAAGUACGGCAAGACGGAUAUGCGAUCGAGCACGAUGGACUGUGCACCACCGUCUUCUCUGCGCCAAACUACGUCGACCAAGCAGGCAACAAGGGUGCCUUCAUUCGCAUUGACGCGGCCGGCUCGCAAGAGUACACGCAGUUUGACGCGAAACCGCAUCCACCAAUGAAGCCGAUGGCAUAUGUAUCCGGUGGACUUGCGAAUCUACUCAUGUGA
This is a messenger RNA of Postia placenta MAD-698-R-SB12, 1002 nucleotides long. RefSeq lists its product as hypothetical. Gene Ontology annotation, cellular component: nucleus; cytosol. Lineage: Eukaryota; Fungi; Basidiomycota; Agaricomycetes; Polyporales; Adustoporiaceae. The annotation marks the transcript as partial. The record is from RefSeq and is a predicted model, not a curated record. Gene Ontology annotation, molecular function: protein serine/threonine phosphatase activity. The transcript has 12 exons.